ACGUUCGCAGCUUUACAGAGAUAUCUCUUUGACGAGACAUUGAUUCACCAUCGAAAAUAUCUUCAUCGCGACGCCUACGCCGAUACAGCUGAAACCGCGGUCGCACAUCGACCUGAUCGCUCACGCUCUUCACUCACAGAGCCUACAGAUACAACGCCGGAACUCCCUAUAUGAUGGACAAAGAGAGGUCUUUCGCGACGGCUCAGAUUCGAGACUUGGUGGUCAGUAAAAUGCGAGCGGGUACGAAGGCGGAGGACCUGGCGAGCAAGUUCGGGCUGUCGUGCUGCCACGUCCGCGACCUUUGCAACGAAUCUAGUCGACCCACAGGCGAUAUGCCGAAAAGACGCAUGUUGACAGAUGAGGAGCGAGAUUGCACGAUCAGUGAGCUGCAGGCAGGUGCGCGAAAGGUGGACGUGGCGUACGAAUUGGGGCCAUUAGACAGCACCAUCCGCGACCUAUUUUGGAAAUUUCGAGCAGAGAGAUCCACUGCAUCGAGGCCGAUCUCAAGCUAUACUAGCGAAUGUGUUCACCUCGAGGAUCUUGGCUUUGAGAUCGAAGACCUGUUUCUUCUGCAAUGGCUGAAACCGGUGGAAGUUUGGAUCGAAGAGAUACAAGACCAGAUUACCGCACUUGAGCGCAGAUACCCUGAAGGGUUUGCUUGGCAAUACCUUCAAGAAAUGGUCAAGACGUUCUCCAACUCAGUCCAGAUGAUGGGUCUCAACGAGAUACAACGCGCGCGAAGGAUGCACGAGGAGCUUGACAACCUUACUGAGCACAUGAACAAGAUCGACGCAUUGUUGAGACAGUUCGGCAAGGAGGCGGAGGUCAGUGCAGGCUGUGUCAAGUUGAGCCUUAAGCGCCCGACCAGUGACGAAGAUGAGGACAUACCUUCAUUCAAACGCCACAGGAUAAAUCUCUCAGCACCUGAGGAUGUUACCUCUUCAAGCGAUUCCACGCCUGUGGACUCUCCAUAGCAGACAUAAAAGCAGGCUAUGGUGCGCAAGAGGUCUAGAACGACAGCAAAACCUAUUCUUUUAUUACAACAUUGGCGAAAAUGCAAAGCUUGUAUUUCCUCCUUAUGCUGACCUCGUGAUGAGUGCCUGAUUCAAGCGCUCUACUCACUCUUGCUGUGUGGGCCUACCUUCACCAGACGCUCUUUCCUGCUCUAAUAGCACCACCUGAACAAACGUUACGUUCCGCUUCAUCUCCUUCUACGCAAACGCGCUAGUAGAUUGGAGGCUUCUGCACAUACUUGCUAAAAUGAAGAUUGGGGCUGGUGGUGUUACACAUGCAGUCUUAGGCGUAGUUCACGGGAAGCCGCAGACGUUUCGCCAGUAGUAAUGACAACCCCAGAAACUGGAAAUGCUUCCUGUAAACUU
Molecule: messenger RNA, 1379 nt
Organism: Macroventuria anomochaeta
Lineage: Eukaryota; Fungi; Ascomycota; Dothideomycetes; Pleosporales; Didymellaceae
Exons: 1
Coding region: 171-974 (267 amino acids)
Source: RefSeq, a predicted model, not a curated record